Molecule: messenger RNA, 1903 nt
Organism: Vigna angularis (adzuki bean)
Lineage: Eukaryota; Viridiplantae; Streptophyta; Magnoliopsida; Fabales; Fabaceae
Product: dihydropyrimidinase
Exons: 13
Coding region: 81-1661 (526 amino acids)
Biological process (GO): pyrimidine nucleobase catabolic process
Cellular component (GO): cytoplasm; cytosol
Molecular function (GO): dihydropyrimidinase activity
Source: RefSeq, a predicted model, not a curated record
GUUUUCUGAAAUACAAAUGAAGAUGAGGUCGAAGGAAUGGAGGAAGAAGCAUUUGAUUCAACAGAGUAAUCCCCAUAGCCAUGAGAUUCACGUUUCAACUCCUUCGUCUCCUCUCUCUUACUCUGACCUUCUUCAUCGCCCUUUCUUCUUCGAUUUCACAAUCUAACCAGUUUUGUGAUGCUGGAGCUGGAGCUCCGUCAUCGAAGCUCUUGAUCAAGGGAGGUACCGUUGUCAAUGCUCACCACCAACAGGUUGCCGAUGUUUAUAUCGAAGAUGGCAUCAUCGUUGCCAUCAAACCCACUAUUACGGUUGGAGAUGAGGUGACUGUGAUAGAUGCCACUGGCAAGUUUGUCAUGCCCGGGGGAAUUGACCCUCACACCCACCUAGAGUUUGAGUUUAUGGAUACGGUAACUGUUGAUGACUUCUUCAGUGGUCAGGCUGCAGCAUUAGCUGGUGGGACAACAAUGCACAUUGACUUUGUUAUACCACAUAAAGGAAGUUUAACUGCUGGUUUUGAAGCCUAUGAAAAGAAGGCGAAGAAAGCUUGCAUGGAUUAUGGUUUUCAUAUGGCUGUUACCAAAUGGGAUGAAACUGUGUCAAGAGAAAUGGAACUCAUGGUCAAGGAGAAAGGUAUCAACUCUUUUAAGUUUUUCUUGGCGUACAAAGGAGCUCUUAUGAUCAAUGAUGAGCUUCUUCUGGAGGGAUUUAAAAAGUGCAAGUCUCUUGGAGCCUUAGCUAUGGUCCAUGCAGAAAAUGGAGAUGCUGUGUACGAAGGGCAGAAAAAAAUGAUAGAACUUGGAAUAACUGGUCCUGAGGGGCAUGCUCUUUCAAGGCCUGCAGUGUUGGAAGGAGAGGCAACUGCUCGAGCUAUUCGCUUAGCUGAUUUUGUGAACACUCCUUUAUAUGUGGUUCAUGUAAUGAGCAUUGAUGCAAUGGAAGAAAUUGCACGGGCCCGUAAAUCAGGACAAAGGGUAAUUGGAGAGCCUGUUGCCUCUGGGUUAGUCCUUGAUGAAUCUUGGCUUUGGCAUCCUGACUUUGAGACUGCUGCAAAGUACGUGAUGAGUCCCCCUAUUAGAAAGCGAGGACAUGAUAAGGCCCUUCAAGCCGCCCUUUCAACAGGAAUAUUGCAGCUGGUAGGCACUGAUCAUUGUGCCUUUAAUUCCACCCAGAAAGCUCUUGGAAUUGAUGACUUCAGGAAAAUCCCUAAUGGUGUAAAUGGUAUUGAAGAAAGGAUGCAUGUGGUAUGGGAUACCAUGGUGGAAUCUGGUCAAAUAUCUGCCAUGGACUAUGUCCGGUUGACGAGCACUGAAUGUGCUAGAAUCUUCAAUAUAUAUCCAAGAAAAGGAGCUAUUCUUCCAGGAUCCGAUGCAGAUAUUAUCAUCCUCAAUCCAAAUUCAAGCUUUGAGAUAACUGCAAAGUCCCACCAUUCCAGACUGGACACAAAUGUCUUUGAAGGAAGCAGAGGAAAGGGGAAAAUUGAAGUGACUAUUGCAGGAGGAAGAGUUGUCUGGGAAAAUAAUGAACUGAAGGUUGCUCCUGGAACUGGGAGAUAUAUAAAAAUGUCACCCUUUAGCUAUCUGUUUGAUGGAAUUGACAGAAGGGAUGAUGCUUAUCUAAAGUCCCUUCAAGCUCCAGUGAAGCGAGCCAAAUCCAGCUCUUAAAGGUGUGGGACAAAGACAUGUGUAAUAUGUUGAUCUAGUUUUUUGCUCAAAUAAAGUAAAAUGUAUACAUGUAGCGGAAAGUUCCCAUGUCUAUCACACUUCGUGUUACCCUUUCCACUCAUGUAAUGUACAUUGCUUACUCUCUAAAUCUGUUAUAGAAUAAGAGACAAUAGUUUAAGAAUAAGAACUGUAAAAUAUGUAACACUCAGAUUAAGGUUUCUGCUGUUCAGAUUUCUUUUGAA